Molecule: messenger RNA, 1180 nt
Organism: Psylliodes chrysocephalus
Lineage: Eukaryota; Metazoa; Arthropoda; Insecta; Coleoptera; Chrysomelidae
Source: the annotation of a GenBank genome assembly
UGGAAAGAAGAAGAAGACAAUUUUUUAUCGUUUGGUUUAUUAAAAAUAAAAAUACGGUCCACAAGCAAACAAAUACCUGAAAAUUUACUAAAAUGAAGUCACAAACUGAAUAUAAAUUAAAAUCGGCACCUGAAGGUGCAAUUUCAGCAGUCAAAUUUGGUCCAAACAACAACCAAUUUCUUUUAGUGAGUUCUUGGGAUGGAUUUGUAAGAUUAUACGAUGUCAUUGCUAAUAAUUUAAGACAUAAAUAUUCUCAUGAGGCGCCUAUAUUGGAUUGUUGUUUUACUGAUGCAGUUCAUUCAUACAGUGGCGGCUUAGACACUACAUUAAAAUCUUUCGAUUUCAAUUCCACGAAAGAGAGCACUAUCGGGACCCAUGCUAAUGCCAUAAAAUGCGUCGAAUAUUGUAGUGACGUGAAUGCUAUUGUUACUGGAAGUUGGGACCAACACGUUAAACUGUGGGACCCUCGGACUCCUAUGUGUAGUGGAAGUUACAAUCAAGCGGAGAGAGUUUAUACGAUGAGUGUUUGUGGGGAAAAAUUGGUUGUAGGGACAGCUUUACGUAGAAUUCUUGUAUGGGAUCUCAGAAAUAUGUCCUAUACAUUACAAAAGCGCGAAUCUAAUUUAAAGUAUCAAACUAGAGCCAUCAGAUGUUUUCCUAACAAACAAGGUUUUGUUCUCAGCAGUAUUGAAGGAAGAGUAGCUGUGGAAUAUAUGGACACAAACCCAGAAGUUCAAAAGAAAAAAUACGCAUUCAAAUGCCACAGAAUAAAAGAAGAUGGUUUGGAAAAAAUUUACCCUGUGAAUGCCAUUAGCUUCCAUCCUCUCCAUAAUACCUUCGCUACUGGCGGGUCUGAUGGAUAUGUGAAUAUUUGGGAUGGUUUUAAUAAAAAACGCUUAUGCCAAUUCCAUCAGUAUCACACCUCAGUUACCUCUCUAAGCUUCAGUCACAAUGGUUCAGUAUUGGCCAUUGCUUGUUCUUACUUUUUGGAAGAAGAUCAAUUGCCUGAUCCCUUACCUGAGGAUAUUAUUUAUAUUAGGUCAGUUACAGACCAAGAGACAAAGCCUAAAUAUGUUGCUUCUUAAAAUAUCUAAGUGUUAUGAUAAUUUUGUGUGUAUGUUUAUAUUGUUUAUAAUUAUCCUUAAUUGUAAGUUAUGAUUGAUAAAUACAGUUUUUGUGA